UCUAAACUCAUGCUUCGGAUAAACCACGCAGAUCAGCCCACAGCCACACUGAUCGUACGUCACUAACCAAACACACUAUUAGUUGUUCUAUUUGAAAACGACACCAAGUUUAGACCUUGAGGCCGUGAGGUAUUCAUUUACAACACAUGGAGUCUAACACCGUGGUCGAUCCGGCUUCUGACCUUACUCGAUAUUUAUACAACAGACUCUUCGAGCCAAAAAACUACAACCAUGGAACCCAACCAGAGAACCGACGGCCCACCACCACCCUACGAAGAAAUAGGCAAUAAACGCCAGGACGAUAUCCUCAAUCCAGCUGUCCUGACCCUAGCAAACCAAUCCAUCCACGCUGAAACCACGCCUUCAACACCACUUUACCGAAUAAGCCAAGAUAUCACCUCUACACAUCAAAAGUUCUCAUCUCUAAAAUUCGAACGGAUAGAAACGGCUCUAUCAUUACAGCCUGACAGCAAAUCUUCCCCAGAGGCCCAACAUCUAUUCUUUCUUGCGCACCCAGCACACGCACAAUACCGAACGGACAUUCCUGCAUAUUAUAUCACAUCUGUAUCCUCAAAGACAUUGGGCAAUAUCCGCUUCGAGAUGACUAAAUCUCGACUCCAGAAAAUAGAGUUCAGGGCACUUUUAAGCGCUAAGAAAACUGCGUGUGAUAAGCCGUUGUUUGAUGAGGGAAUUGAGGAACCUCUUUUCAGCGCCAAGCCGAAAUGGUCAGGCAGUCGAUAUAGAUGGCUUGUUGCCGGUGGCAAUGAGGUAGCGUUUGAGGAUGGAAAGGGUGAGCGACAGAAACUGGUCGUUACGGUGCCCCUGCAACGGGACAAGAGGGACGCCUUGGUUGCAUUGUGGAUUUUGAGGCUGUGGCAUGAUACAGCUGAGAGCAGGCUGGCUAGACGAGAGGGUAUGUUGAGUGAUUAGAUCCUAUUAGACUGGGCUCCAUGAUAUCGUUUUGUUCGGUUAACCUUUCUACAGCUCUUGAAGCCUUGACGCCGCAUACAGCGUAUGCGGGUAUGGAUCUCAAGUUCGCCAAAAGAGCCGGGGCCCUGGGAGCUCUUGGAGGAGGUGGUGCUUAAUUGGUUACAUUG
This is a messenger RNA of Aspergillus alliaceus, 1097 nucleotides long. RefSeq lists its product as uncharacterized. The record is from RefSeq and is a predicted model, not a curated record. The transcript has a single exon. Lineage: Eukaryota; Fungi; Ascomycota; Eurotiomycetes; Eurotiales; Aspergillaceae. The coding region runs from base 232 to 930 and encodes 232 amino acids.